Molecule: messenger RNA, 5892 nt
Organism: Erpetoichthys calabaricus (reedfish)
Lineage: Eukaryota; Metazoa; Chordata; Cladistia; Polypteriformes; Polypteridae
Gene: panx2
Product: pannexin 2
Exons: 5
Coding region: 706-2595 (629 amino acids)
Biological process (GO): monoatomic cation transport; positive regulation of interleukin-1 production
Molecular function (GO): channel activity
Source: RefSeq, a predicted model, not a curated record
AAGGUACGGGCAUACAAUGGGUCAAUAUAAAGUCACUAAUCAGCCUAACCUUGCGAUGAUAACCGAUGUCCCCAAAAAAAGACACUUCAGGCACAGCCGCCACUCCGCACUGGCAUUGACCGAGCCGGAGGUUCGCCUCGCGCUAACCGCUACGCCGCUUUGCCCAGCCAGCCAGCACUCCUAGUGCCUCCUUUGCAGGUCACCUUCCUGCAUCUGCAGUGCGAGUCGCAACGCCGCUGCCUCGAGUUCUCAUUGGCUGCCUGCAGCCGCUACUUCCUGUUUCUUUUAUUCCGACUGACAUUGUUGUCUACAGGCCAAUUGGGAAUCUUCGCAGGCGUCGAAACCGAGGCGCGGUCGCGGUGCGCGCGCGCACAGCCAUACAAACGGAGACGACCCCGUUACGCUGACACGCGCACGCCUCUCUAUCUUUCUGUUACAGGAGCGGGAAGUGUGGCUCAGCAGGGCUGGAUGCAGCUUCGGGAGUGGAGUGUCCAGAUUGCAGGUUUCUGUCUUGGGCAGGUGGGUUUGCAUGCUUUACGCUUCCUAUAUAUUUGUAUCCCUCAAGGGUAAUAAGGGCAACCGAUCCAUAAUUCAGUGGGCCACAUAUGACUUCUGGGAUCUACUUUUAAGAGAUGUUUUCUCACACUCAUUCUGGGCUCCCCUGCAGGGGCUUGGGCAGCAGGUGAGGGUCGAAGUGCAGGCUGAAUGCAACAACUAUUUGAGCAGAACCAAGACAUGGCUACAGCGCUGCUGGCUGGAGAGAAGCUGAAGGAGCUCAUCCUGCCUGGACAGGCGGACGAGAGAGCGGGGCCACUGGCAGGGCUGCUGGUGCAGCUCAAGCUGGAGCUGCCCUUUGACCGCGUGGUCACCAUUGGAACUGUCAUUGUCCCCAUACUGCUGGUUACGUUGGUGUUCACCAGGAACUUUUCAGAGGAGUCCAUUUACUGCUACACCCCAUACAACUUCACUCGGGACCAGGCUUUGUAUGCCCGAGGCUACUGCUGGACAGAGCUGCGUGAUGCCAUGCCAGGGGUGGAACCAGCACAACACGCCUCACUAUUUGAGCACAAGUUCCUGCCCUACGCCCUCCUGGCUUUUGCAGGCAUCAUGUACAUCCCAGCACUGGGCUGGGGCUUCCUGGCCUCCACACGUCUCACAUCAGAGCUUAGUUUCCUGCUGCACGAGAUUGACAAUUGCUACCACCGGGCAGCUGAGGGGAGAGCGCCCAAGAUCGAGAAGCAGAUCCAGUCCAAGGGACCUCAGAUCUCGGAGCAGGAGAGGCGUGAGAUCAUUGAGAAUGCAGAGAAGGAGAAGAGCCCCGAGCAGAACCUGUUUGAGAAGUACCUGGAGCGCCGUGGCCAGAGCAACCUGUUGGCAAAACUCUACCUGGCACGCCACUUGCUCAUCAUCUUCCUCAGUUCUAUCCCUAUCUCCUACUUGUCCUUCUACUAUGCCACUCAGAGGCAGAACGAGUUUACCUGUGCUCUGGGAGAUCCUCCAGAUAUAAGCAGCGGCCUGAGCCUCCGUGUCUCUAUCAACUGCAAACUGCCAGCUGUGCGGCUGCAAAGAAUCAUUGCUGCUGUGGACAUCUCCCUGUUGAGCUUUAUGAACCUUGUUAUACUGAUUAACCUCAUUCACCUCUUCAUUGUGCGGAAGUCUAACUUCAUCUUUGACAAACUUCGCAAAGUGGGCAUCAAGACUAAAAGACGCUGGCAAAAGUCCCAGUUCUGUGACAUUAACAUUCUGGCCAUGUUCUGCAAUGAAAACCGUGACCACAUCAAGUCACUCAACCGUCUGGACUUUAUCACCAAUGAGAGUGAUCUCAUGUAUGACAAUGUGGUGCGCCAGCUGCUGGCUGCCUUGGCUCAAUCCAACCAUGAUGCCACCCCUACUAUGAGGGAUGCAGGCAUCCAGACCCUGGACCCUAGUAUGGAUCCAGCUGACAUAACAGAAGGAGACCUUGGUUUCAUCAAAAGACCUCGGAAGAAAAUGAAAUGGAUCCCAUCUUCCAGUCCUCUGACUCAGCCCUUCAGGGAGCCUCAAGUCCUCAAGUCUGAGAAGCCCAAGCCCAUCCGGCGCAAGACUGUAGCUGAAGGUUUCAUCGCAUCUCUGCCAGAGUUGAACUCAAAGAGUGUGGCAAACACGGCAGCAGGCAAAGCAGUGGAAGUGAGUAGCAGUGAUGUUAGACCUGCCAUUGAGAAGAAACAUACAAGACAAUUUUCGCUGGAUGUCCACCCCUAUGUGUUGAGUGGCCGCAAAUCCAAGUCAGAGGUGCCGGGCAGUCAGCCUACUGAGUCAACACACAACCAGGAGGACUUGUUCCAUGGCAUUGUUCAUGUCUCCAAUCCCAGCAGCGCCUCCAAGGAAUCUUCAUCUAGAUGUCAUGUCUCCUCAUCACCUGGCCAUGCCCAGUCACCCACUGCAGUUUGCAUCACUGCCAAAACCAGCGUCCCUUUGGAAAAAAAUGUGGAGCCUCUGCGAGCAAAUCCCACCCACUUGAGUGCACACACACUUUAUGAAGAAGAUGAGCCGUCACUUGGCAUUGAGCGACCUCAAGGAAGAACUGGUGAACUAAUUGCUGCAAGCAACUUUUAAAGACACAUACCUUGGACUUGUCGUAUAAACAUGCACAUGUGUACAAAUGGUUUGAGUUAUGGUCUCUGAUGCUCAGUGCGUCGCCAACACUUUUGGUUAGUCUACCUACUGAAUCACUAGUGAAUCUCUAAGUCAUAUUCCGUUUCAUAUACUCACAAUAUGUGACUUGACUAAAUUCUUUCUCAGCUCUGAAAUCUAAGGAGGACUUUUCAUGUCAACCCCCAUGUACCUAUCACUGUUCUUCCAGUUCAGAAUAACUCUUGGUGUGUCUCUUAAUAACCAGUUUAGAACACGAGCUUUAUGGUUAGGCUUACAUCCCAUGGCAAGAAAGAGUCUGUAAACCCUGUGGAAUUAGCUGGACUUCUAGAUUAAUUACCCAUAUAACAUAGUCUGAUCUUCAACUAUAAUAGAAAAACACAGUCUGUUCAGAUUAAUAACACAGCAAACACUUGUAAUGCUUCAUGUUGAUAUGGAAUACAGCAUUCUAAAGAUCUAGAAAAAGAACAUGAAAACAUAUUUAGUAUCUGGUAGUACGUUCUUUGGUAACAGUGACCUUCACCAAACAACUCUUGAAGGUGCUUAUCAGGCCUACACAAUGCUUAAGAGAAGUUUUUGACUUUUUCUUCUUACAAAAGUGUUUCAUUUCAUUGGAAUUUCUUGAGUGAAUCAGGUCUUUUCAGGUAAUGCCACAACAUCUCAAUUAGGCUGAAGUUAGGGCUCUGUCUUGGCUCUUCCAGAAUACAAAUGUUCUUCUGUUUCAGCCAUUAUGUUUUUAAUUAAGUCCUGUGUUUUGAAUCAUUGCCUUUCUGUAUCACCCUGUAUCUUCUGUUAAACUUUAGCAUACAGGCUGCUAUCCUGUCAUUCAAAUGAAAUGCUGUUUCCUUUAUAAUAGAAGGCAGUCCAGACCUUGAUGCAUCAGAUCAGUCCUUGCCCCUGAUGCUUCCUCCACCAUUUUUCAAGGUUGGGACAAGGCUUUAGUGGCUGCUGUACAUUGCUUUUUCAUUCCAAACACAGCAUUGCACAUUUCUGCAAAACAAUUAACUUCUGUCUCAUCCAUCCACAGAAUAUUGUUUCAAAAGUGUUUUGGAACAUCUCUGUGACCUUUUGCAAAGUUCAGGUAGGCAGUCGUGUUUCUUGGAAAGCAGUGGUUUUCUCCUUACUUGAAUGCCAUUCUUGCGAUGUUAAAGUAUUUUUCAAGUAUGUGGCAUCUUUCUAUAAUGGACACAUGAACAGAAACUUAGUCAAGUUCAAAUGAUUAGAAGGUCCUUUUGCUGUUACCCAAUGGUCCCCUUUCAGCAAAGAAUUGAUUUGAUCUUUGCAAGAUGCCCACUCCUAGGGAGAGUGGCAACAAUCCAUAAUUGCCUCCAUUUGAAGACAAUUUUCUACAUUUAUGCAUCUCUCCAGUUCUUCAUUAAACAUCGUCUUUUGAUCAGGGAAUAGCAGUGGCGUAGCUACAUCCAGGGGGCACUGAAUUGAUGUUCCCCAUUGAAUUUUGGCAAACAGGAGGGGGGCGCAAAAUCUUCAGUUGUCCCCGGGUGCUGAAAACACUAGCUACGCCUCUGGGGAAUAGUUCACAUGAACAGGUCUUUCUUGAGAAGAGCAGACUUUGUCAGUAACCAGCUUUGUGUGUCUUUUUCAUGAGUGGGGCACUUCCAACCCAUACCUUCAAUCCCUGACUCCAGUUAGGCGAGAGAUUCCCAGAUUUUUUCCAGCAUGGUAUGCAGAUAUUUAGCCAAUGCGUUCAGCAUUGACAAGAAGCAGUGCAAAUGUUUUUGUUUAAGCAUACUGUGUGUGUGUAUUAUUUCGACUUAGUUGAUGAUCAGAUCAUAUCUGCAUGAGUAAGUAAUGCAGAAAUCCAGGUAAAUGCAAAAGGUCAGCAAAUUUUUCUUGCAACAGUAACCUUUCAGUUCAGCCAGUAAAAUUCAUCAUGACCUUUAUGCCUUUCAAAAUUCAGAUUGUAUACUAAUGCUAUUAUUUAUUAUUAGCGAGUCCCCAUUUCACAAACUGGCUCUUAGCUGUCACCGAAUCACCUUCAAACUCUGCCUCUGUCUUAGACUGCUCUUGGCCUUUAGGGUGUUCCUGAGUCUCCGUCCAGUUUAGCCACUUCCAUGUAAUGUAUCUUUCAGUGAUUUCCAAGUUUAGUAACUGAGUAAUUCUGAGGGAUUCGGGAUAUCAGUCACUGAUCUCUCAUAUACCCAUUGUCACUUUAUAUUUCAGGCACUAAAUCCAAGCCUAAAUUUCCUAAUUGCCAGCUGACUCCCACUUGUGUCCUAGGAUCAUGUCCCAGUUUACUGGCUACUUUGUCUUGGAUUUACUGGCACACUCAAAAACUGAUUCUCUGCUAGUCUGUAAGAUUUGCUAGUUCAGACAUGACCUAUUUGAGCAUCCAUGGGUUACCUAGCAAUAACAUUUAAUCCUCUCCUGAGUGAUUUUUCCAUGUUUAGCACUGGCUCUCAAGGUUUCCCAAAUGAAUUUCUCAUUUUAGAUUAGUCUUCUCUGUGGUUGUUUUCACUGGAUGAGACACAACUGCUACACUACAGUGACCUCACCUGUGAGGUUAAAGGUGCUAUAUACAGUUGUUGCGCCUGUUAAACAGGGGAAAAUCUUUUGAAAAUCAAGUAGUUCCUGCUGUAUGCUUUGCAAAUUGGGCAAGUUUGUCUAUCUACUCUGUAGGGUGCUUACAGACAAGCAGGUGCUUAAGGUCAGCAGUCCAAAUCAUUAUCGGUGUCCAUCUCUGAAUGGACAGUCACCUGCCAGAUGGGGAGGUUUAUGUUUAUAAAGCUAAGACUUGCAUGCUUGUGGUAAAGGAGGUAGUCGGUAAGAGAACAUCUUCCCUACUAGAGUGACAGUCAAAAGAAUACUGGGUUUUUUAGGUGACCAAGGUUAAAUCAGUACAGUCAAGUCAUCCUCCCCAUUGUUGUAGUAGUGAUGGGGGUGUAUGGUGGGAUAGCAACAACUGUCUACCAGACCAAAACAUGCUUGUCUAUUGCUAACUGCAUAACUUAUAAGAACAGUAAAAGGAUGGGACCACAUGUUAAGGGUCCUCGGAAGAAACUUGUCAAGAAAGCAGGAAUCUGUCAUAAGCUUGUAGACAAAGCUGACCACUGGAUGGACACUCAUGUUUGUCAAUUUCAUAACUGAUUUCUAUCUUGAUCAUUCUUCUGUUUUGAACUUUAUAAAUGUACAAUGUAUUAUUUUAUGAGAAUGUAUAUUUUUUCAUUUUAUGAUAAAAAUGAUAUUAUUCUGCUACUGGUACACAAUAAAGGAGGUUCAGGAAACCAAGAAUUGAUUCUGUUA